Molecule: messenger RNA, 1760 nt
Organism: Dioscorea cayenensis subsp. rotundata (Guinea yam)
Lineage: Eukaryota; Viridiplantae; Streptophyta; Magnoliopsida; Dioscoreales; Dioscoreaceae
Product: pentatricopeptide repeat-containing protein At2g22070-like
Exons: 1
Coding region: 31-1740 (569 amino acids)
Biological process (GO): RNA modification
Molecular function (GO): RNA binding; protein binding
Source: RefSeq, a predicted model, not a curated record
AGAUUCCAUUCCUCCUCGUCGGCGAGAACGAUGGCUUGCAGAGCCGCCAAUUCGAGCGUCAUCGAGCUCAGUAUCUCCAUGAUCGAGCAAUGCAUCACCAAGAAGAACCUCAGCCUCGGCAAGCUUAUCCAUGGCCGCCUCCUGAAGAGCGCGCUUACUCUCCACACCCUCCUCGCCAACCGGCUUCUUGAUAUGUACUCCAAGUGCGGCACUUUCGACCACGCCCAAGCACUGUUCGACGAAAUGCCUCACAGGAAUCACCAGUCUUGGAACACCCUUCUCGGCGCUUUAUCUCGUGCCGGGCACCUUCAUGCCGCCCGGCAAUUGUUCGACGAAAUGCCUGAACGAAACCUCGUCAGCUUCAACACUAUGAUCUCAAGCCUAGCUCACUCCGGGCAUCAAAUGGAAGCUCUAUCUCUCUUUCGCCGACUGCGAAGAGAUAGCAUGGUUGAUGAGAAGAUGGAUAGAUUCACCGUUGUCGCUGUCGCAAUGGCGUGCGCUGGGUUGGAAGAUCUCCACGCUGUACGCCAGCUUCACGCGGCCGUGGUUGUUUCCGGGAUGGAGAUGAACCUUAUAAUGUCCAACGUGAUGAUCGAUGCCUACGGGAAGUGCGGCUAUGCAGAGGCUUCGUCUUCUCUCUUCGAUCGAAUGGGGCCGAGAGAUGUCGUCUCGUGGACAUCGUUGAUCGGAGCAUACGCGCGAGCUAACCAGCUCGAAAAGGCUUGUCAAGUGUUCGAAAGAAUGCCUGUCAGAAACUCGGUGUCAUGGACGGCGUUGAUUUCAGGGUACGAGCAGCACGGGCACGAGGCAGUGGCGCUGGAGCUCUUCCAGCGGAUGAUGGAGGAGAGAGUGGAGCCAACUCCAUUCACAUUGGUGUCUCUUCUCAGCGCGUGCGCAAGACUAGGGCUCAUAGGGAGGGGAACAGAGCUCCAUGGGUACAUCGUGAGGAGACAUCCCUUCAAUCUCUUUGAGCACAAUGCACUGAUUGAUAUGUAUGCAAAAUGCGGCAAUAUAAGCUUGGCGACGAAGGUGUUUGCUGAAAUGCCUGAAAGAGACUUCAUUUCUUGGAAUUCGAUGGUCACUGGCUUCGCACAGAAUGGGCAUGGAGAGCUGUCACUGAGCGUGUUUAGAAGUAUGAUUGAUGUAGGUGUGAAGCCAAACAACGUGACAUUCCUCGCUGUGCUCACGGCUUGCAGCCAUGCUGGUCUAGUCUCCGAGGGAGGCCAAAUGUUGCGCAUGAUGGAGGAGUACAAUUUGGUUCCCAAGCCUGAGCAUUAUGCUGCAUUCAUUGAUGCUCUUGGCCGGAAGCGCCAGCUCAGCGAGGCAAUGGAGUUCGUUGAAAGUUUGCAUCUUGGUGGUGGAAUGGAUGCCAUUGGUGUAUGGGGAGCUCUUCUUGGUGCUUGUCAAGUGCAUGGUGAUCUUGAGCUUGCAAAGAAGGCAGCUGAAUCAUUGUUUGUGUUGGAUCCGCAGAACGGCGUUCGAUAUAUCACAUUGUCCAAUAUCUACUCAGCGGCCGGGCGGUGGGACGAUGCCCGGAGACUCAGAGCAGUGAUGAAGGAGAAAGGAUUGAAGAAGGAUCCAGGUUGUAGUUGGAUUGAAGUGAGGAGCAUCAAGCAUGUCUUUGUAGCUGAAGAUAAGUCCCAUUUUGCAGUGGAAGAGAUUUAUGGAAUGCUUAGUUUGCUGGUUGAUCAAAUGAAACAAAGUGAAGAAUCAGACUCCUUCAGGCAUUUCGUCGAAUAGCUUGUGAAGUUUCAGGUGAU